UCUUGCCCUCCUACCUUCACUGUUUUGACUGGAGGGAGUCCCCCAAUCCCGCUCACGUACUGCAUCGCUGUAGACAUCAGACAGGCUGUAGAUGUCCCGUCCCGUCUGCAGCAGUUUGCCUCAGCACCUUGCCUGCCCGACAUGCCCUUGGAUAUUACCGGCCCUCCUCUUGCGAGAAAGUACUGUGGAAAUAUAGAAAUCACUAAACACUAACAGAGGACAUCGCAGUAGGAGCGAGCGUACCUGGAUUCUUGACACUUUUACGCUGCGUCUGAUAUAAAGGAUUUUUUUAGUCGGUCUAUACUUUUUUUUGUUGUUGUACCGACUUUUCCCAAAUCGACGUGUAUGGAUCUAGCAUGGCUACGUUUGCAUGCAGGGUGCAGUUCUUAGAUGAUACUGAUCCAUUUAAUAGCACAAAUUUUCCGGAGCCGACCAGACCCCCACAAUUCACAUUCAGAGAGGAUAUUCCGCUCAUCAAUCAGAUCGCUGGAGUUCACAGACUUCUGAAAGCCCCACACAAGCUCGAUGACUGUGCUUUACAGUUGUCUCAUAAUGGCAGUUAUCUUGACUUGGAAUCCACCUUGGCCGAGCAGAGAGAUGAAAUUGAAGGAUUUCAGGAGGAUGGAGGGAGAGGAAAGAAGCACAGUAUAAUCCUGAGAACACAGCUGUCUGUCAGAGUCCAUGUCUGCAUAGAAAAGCUCUACAAUUCAACCGGACGUGAGCUGCGAAGAGCACUGUUCUCUCUCAAGCAAAUCUUUCAGGAUGAUAAAGAUCUGGUGCAUGAGUUUGUGAUGGCUGAAGGACUCACAUGUCUUAUUAAAGUGGGAGCUGAGGCUGACCAAAACUACCAGAACUACAUCCUUAGAGCUCUUGGACAAAUCAUGCUGUAUGUGGAUGGAAUGAAUGGGCUUAUCGGACACAAUGAAACUGUACAGUGGCUUUACACACUGGUUGGAUCAAAGUUCCGGUUGGUUGUUAAAACUGCUCUGAAGCUGCUGCUGGUUUUUGUGGAAUACACUGAGUCCAAUGCACCUCUACUCAUCCAAGCUGUCAACACCGUGGACACCAAGCAAGGCUGUAAGCCAUGGUCAAAUGCCAUGGAGAUCUUGGAUGAGAAAGAUGGAAUGGACACUGAGCUGUUGGUUUAUGCCAUGACCCUUAUUAACAAGACAUUGGCUGGGCUUCCUGACCAGGACACAUUCUAUGAUGUGGUUGACAGUCUGGAGGAGCAGGGUAUGGAGGCCGUGGCCAAGAGACAUGUCAACAGGAAGGGCACAGAUCUGGACCUAGUGGAACAGUUCAAUAUCUAUGAGUCAACCCUUCGUCAUGAAGAUGGUGAUGAUGAGACACAACCUCCUCCAUCCGGACACAAAAGUCGGCGUCGGGCCAGCGUAGGGGCCACUCCUGAGAGGCGGGGUUUAGAACGUCGCCGCAGCCGAAGACACUCGCUCCAAAAUGGGAAAGGCCACACUUCUGCUCCUUCUUCCCCCUGCCACAGCCACACACCCAACAUCCUGGCCCUCAAUGGCCAGAGGAUAGACGAUAUCAGUGAAAGAGAUGAGGAAGAGGAGGAGAAGAAUGAGGAGCUUCAUAAAACAGAGCUGUCUAGACAGGCAUCCGAAAGCUGGAUGUCAUCAACAGUAGAUGAAGCUUCUAGCUUGUGUUUGCCUUUAAAGUGCAUGGUCAACUUCAUUCCCAAUGCUGCUGAUGCAGACAAUGAGGAAAACCUCCGGGACAGGUCUGGGGUUAAGGUUAUCCACAAGGCCCCAGUGUCCUCCCCUCCUUUUACCCCAGAUUUUGGCCCCCCGAUAUCACCCAGACUGUCUUCUUGGGCUACGGUCAGGUCCUUGGGGGCCCUCCCGUCCCGGGGUUCCUCUGUCACCUCCUCAGCCUCCACCUCCCCAAACGAAGACCCCCUGCCCCCUGUCCUUCCACUGCUCUCUUCCACCCUUCUUCCUACUUGCCCAGUGGAUUUGGACAAGGUGUCUGUGGGCACUCCGCAGGGUCGAGACCCAGACAAGCACUGCAGUCUGUCAGAUGUUAGACACUCAAACACAUCAUACAGUUCAUGUGGCAGUAAUGGCUACGCAGGUACGUAUCCUGGCCGGUCAUCAGGGGUGUCCAGUGCCCCCUCCACACCCUACAACCGCUUCGGCCCCUCAGGAGGAACACCUGCAGACAGUAAGCCUGACAGGUCUACUCUUGGUGGAUUGUUAACCUCCUCCUACAGGCAGCACCAGGAGUCUCUAAAUGCUGAACGUGAGCGGAGGCGCCUGGAAAGAGAGGAGAGACUUCAGCGCAUUGAAAGAGAAGAGAGAAACCGUUUCAAUCGGGAUUAUGAAGACAAGAGAGAAGAGGUCAGACAAGCUCGAGAAGAAAGAUAUAAGCAACUGGAGCGGCUGGCAGCAGAGGAAAACGAAAGGGAACGACCAAGACUGACAACACGGGGGCGAACAGAAAUCACCCUCAGCCUGAGUUCACGAACCUCCAGCAGCUCAUUAUCUCGUUCUGCCACCCCUUUGACUGCAGAGGCUCAAGAGGAUAAACGCUCUGUUCCACAUCCGACACGAGGAACUGAGUCUGAGGUAAGCCGUCCGGUGCAGGCAGUAGUUGUGUGGCCUUCCUCAGAGCCUCCCUCUGCCUCAGUGUCUGUGCCGGUCUCGCCCUCUAAACCAGAGGAGGAGCAGAGACCUGUGGAAACGUCAGACAUCACACUCUCUCUGUCUCCAACAACCUCUGAGCCAGAGAGACCUGAAACAGAGGAGAAAGCGGAGGAUGCUGAAGCCGAAGAGUAUAUGGAAAUGGUGUUGAGUGGAAUGGAAGAUGAAAAGAAAGAAAAACCAGAAGGAAACUUUGAGGAAGAUGCUGAUGGAACGGGUACAGAGGAAUGUGUGAGAGAACAGAUGUUGGAGAGGGAUGUAGAGGAGGGUGCCAUCCUGAGUGAGAAGGAAAGGCAAAAUGAGGAGCUGAAUGAGAAAGAUAACUGCUCUGCCUCCAGCAUCUCCUCAGCCAGCAGCACUCUGGAGAGAGAAGAACGAGAGGAGAAACACGUCAGUGACAGUGACUCAGGACAGUGGGGAGACUGUAUGAAUACAGUGGAUGUGAACGAUCAGUGCAACAAAGUUCUUAACAGCAAACGCUUCAUGCUGGACAUGCUGUAUGCUCAAAACAAGAAGGGAGAAGAAGAUGAGAAAGAAAAGGAGAAUGAGAAAGGGUGUUCAGGUCAGGACUCCUCUGUGACCAGCCUCACUAGUCGCAUCUCCACUCUGGAGGUGCGUCGGCAAACUUGCGAGGAUAACAUGAAGAAAUUGGAAGUGGAUCAUCUGGAUAACCAGGGUAGCGUACGGGCUGUGGCCGAGAAAUUUGGAGAUUUGGUUAAAGGACUGGUAUCACCUCAUGAAGUGGAGCAUUCUGGGAAGGAAACGCAGCAAUCACAGGAAAAACCUCUGCCGACUCCUUCACCAACACCCCCUAAAAAGGAGUCAGACCACAUAUGGGACCAGCUGAUUGCCACGCCACGGGAACUACGCAUCAAAGAGCUGGACUUCACGGACUUGGGAGAGGAGGAUGAUGUGGACAUUUUGGAUGUCAGUAACGUGAUCGGGUCAAGUGACCUCACGCCACCUCCUCCCCCACCUCUUUUCUUGCCCAGCCUUCCGCCCCCACCACCUUUAUUUGGAUGCCCUCCACCUCCCCCUAUCCCUGGCAUGAUGAUGCCCCCUCCACCACCUUUUUUGGCUUCAGUACCUCCCCCACAUCUCGGAUCUCCUCAACUUAGUCGAGGAGAACCCCUGCUCUUCCAGAAGAAAAAGAAGACCAUACGGUUGUUUUGGAAUGAGGUCAGACCUAUAGACUGGCAGUACAGCAACCACAAGAGUUGCAGAGAGUCACUGUGGUCCAAACUUGAUGCGGUCAAACUGGACACAGCCAAGUUGGAAAACCUCUUUGAGACGAAGUCCAAGGAGCUGCCAGUUACAAAGAAAACAGCAGCAGAUGGGAAGCGUCAGGAGAUCAUCAUUCUGGAUUCCAAAAGAAGUAAUGCCAUCAACAUUGGCCUGACUGUCCUGCCGCCUCCUCGCACCAUCAAAACAGCCAUCCUCAACUUUGAUGAGUAUGCCUUGAGCAAAGAGGGCAUAGAGAAAAUCCUGACAAUGAUUCCUACGGAGGAGGAGACGCAGAAGAUUCAGGAGGCCCAGCUGGCGAACCCUGACACUCCACUAGGCAGUGCAGAGCAGUUCCUCCUCAUUCUAUCCUCCAUCAGUGAACUGUCCGCCCGCUUGCAGCUCUGGGCAUUUAAGAUGGACUAUGACGCUUUAGAGAAGGAAGUAGCAGAGCCACUACAGGACCUGAAGGAGGGCAUGGACCAAUUAGAAAAGAAUAAGACCCUGCGCUACAUCCUUUCAACUCUGUUAGCUAUUGGCAACUUUCUCAAUGGGACCAAUGCUAAAGGCUUUGAGCUGAGUUACCUAGAGAAAGUUCCUGAGGUGAAGGACACCGUUCACAAGCAGUCUCUACUGCAUCACGUCUGCUCCCUCGUCGUGGAGAAGUUUCCAGAGAGUUCAGACCUCUACUCUGAGAUUGGAGCCAUUACUCGCUCUGCUAAGGUUGACUUCGACCAGCUCCAGGAAAACCUAUGUCAGAUGGAAUACCGCUGCAAAGCAUCCUGGGACCACCUGAAGGUCAUCGCCAAACAUGAAAUGAAACCAGCCCUCAAGCAGCGCAUGUCAGACUUCCUUAAAGACUGUGCAGAAAGAAUUAUCAUCCUUAAAAUUGUGCAUCGCCGCAUCAUAAACAGGUUUCACUCAUUCCUGCUGUUCCUGGGCCACCCACCGUACGCGAUACGAGAGGUGAGCAUCCACCGCUUCAGUAAGAUUCUGAGUGAAUUUGCACUUGAGUAUCGCACCAACAGAGAGCGAGUGCUGCAGCAGAAACAGAAACGAGCCAAUCACCGCGAGAGGAACAAGACACGGGGCAAAAUGAUCACAGAGAGUGAUGAGGAAGAGGAUGAUGAGAGUGGGAAGUUUGCAGGAACUUCUCUGGAGGGUCAGGAGUGUCAGCCGCAGGGUUUGGGUUACACAGAGGACGCAGCUGAACAUGAGCAGAUGACUGCUGUACUUCGUACCAGCCUGCAGAGCGGCGAUAGUCCAUCCUCUGUACUCCCCGGCCUCCGCACACGGACUCGAGUCACUCGAGGCCAUACAGCACUUUUGUCUGCUGCAAAUGAAGACACUUCUAAUUGCACAAAUGAUACAGCGGAUGAGAUCAUGGAACGGAUUGUGAAAUCAGCCACUCAGGUCCCGAGUCAGCGCACACAGCCCCGCGAGAGGAGACGCUCCAGAGCCAACCGCAAAUCCUUAAGAAGAACACUGAAGAAUGGUCUUACGCCAGAGGAGGCGCAGGCGCUGGGAUUGGCCAGCAGCUCUGAGAUGCAAGUGUGAGACAGCAGCCGCUCAGGGUCUCGGCACACAAAUGAGCUGAAACAGGUCACUGUAACUUGAGUUUGCUUGAAUCUGGAGCAGGUGCAUGUUUCUGGGCUUGAACGGUUAUUGCCGUGGACAAUUUGUAUUCUUACAGGUGAAAGGGAUUAUAAUCACUAACCCAUUAUACUUUACUUAUCCUGGAACAUGUAGUCAGCCUUACUCCAUUUACUAGCUUAUGCAUUUUGUCCCAAGAGGAUCAUUGAAACUACUCAGGUGCAUGUUCACUGUUCCUGCAGAUUGUUGAUGAUAUCCCAAACAUCCGUUUUAUUGCAUUUUUGAAAGAGAGCAAGCACAAUGUCCUGAUGCACAACAUUUAUAGAUGCACGCACACACACACACACAGCCUCCAGAAUGCGGAUGGUCAAGUUCUCCAGUACAGAGACCAAUGUCCGUCUCUUACCGCUGUGGCCUUCAGAAUGAUCCCAAAGAACUGUGUUUGAAGAUGACUGGAUGCCCUCCCACCAUUUUUGUUUGUACUGGCUGUUUGUUGAAUAUUGAGUAGUAGCACCUUUAGCGUUCCUAUCUCAUGUAAAUCAGCAGCGAUUCUUCUCUGGUUUACUGAUGUGGUAAAACUCGUUUUGUGUUUGUUUUACCUGUUUUGAAAAAGCAGGGCUUCUUACGUUAGGGAGAAAAAAAAUCUUAAAACCUUUUUCUUUAAUUUCUGCUGAACCUUGAAGUCUCCUUUUGUGAUUGAAACCUGUUUAGCUUGGAUAAAGAUGAUCAAAUUACUUUGCACACAAAAGAGAACCAACUAGAAAGUCGUCUUUCUCUUUUUCUCUCCAGCUUGUGUCAUUUCAUCAUACACUAUCUCUAUUGCAACAUGCGAAAUUAGACAAUUGUCUAUUUAAAUGAAAGAACUUCUAUCCAUUUUUUUUUUUUUUUAAUGAUAGCAUUAUCAAAUGAGUGCCUUGAAGAAAUGUGUUUUUGUGAGAAUCUGAUUAUUUGGUCAGGAAAGGAAGGAAGAGAGAAACAUUCAGAUUUUAGGGCAUUUCAAAGGAUAUAUAGUUGACCCAAAAAUGUUGAUUUUGUCAUUAUUUCCUCUACAUUAUUCUAAACCCAUCUGGAAAAUUUGGAUAUAAAUUGGAUAUUUUGAUCAAGUUUGAGUUAAAAGUUAACUUUCUAGUGAUCAGUGAAUAAAAAGUUGUUCUGUUUGUCACAGAAGGUUAUCAUAUGACUUCAAAAAUGACUGCUUUUUCUGAACAAUUGGUCAAAGUACAUGGAUGUAAUGGAAAAGAGCUGCAUGAUGAUUCUUCAAAAUACUGAACAUUUUUACAGAACCACAUUGGUCAUAUCGGUUUGGAGAAAUUUAAUUAUACAAUGUUAGCAAGAUUUCAUUAAAAAUGAAACCCCCUCCCUUCCCCCCUCAUUGUGGAACCAAUCAACCAAGGUUUUUUUAUUUAAUUUAAUUUUAUUUUACAAAAUAGCAGAUGCACAUCCAUUUUCAAUUAUAGUAGUACCAUUCAGCACCUUAUCAUGUGUAGCAUGCAAUUUCGAAAGGAAUUGGAAAAUUUAGUAUUUUAGACUUUUCACCUUUUUCCCUCAGAUUUUUAUUCUGAGUAGUAUGUGGAUAAGAGAUUAGAUACAUGUAAAGUAGAACCUUGACAUGAGAAAGAUGCUGUAAAAUUGUGUAAAUGUCACUUAAACGUUUUUUUUAUUUUUUGUUGUGUUCAUGUUUUGUUUGUAUUUUGUAUAGUAUAGUGUAUCAUAGGUCAAAAGCAGUGUUAUUCUGUGCAAAUCCUAAUUUAAGAGAAAAUAAGCCAUGCAUGGUUCAAACAAUAACAAAUGUGUCAGCAGGCGAUGUCAUUAUUUUGUGGCUAAGUGGAUGGAGCCUGUGAUGUCCCAAUACCCUGUGAACGUAGCUUUUGUUUCAUGUGUUUACGCAGCACAGACUUGAAACAUUGUCAUGCACCCAUCAGCCCUGCUCAAAUGGCCUUUGAUAUUAUUGCACUCACAUACAGAGUUUCACCCAUUGCUUCAAGUGCCGUAAAUGUUGGUUUUGAAUAAAAGAUAGAGAAUGUGAAAAUCUGACUUCUAAAUUCCAAAAGGUUGAGGAUUUUCUGUACUUUGCAAUAAAACGCUUUUACAGCAACAUCCA
This is a messenger RNA of Cyprinus carpio (common carp), 7575 nucleotides long. Its product is annotated as FH1/FH2 domain-containing protein 3-like. Lineage: Eukaryota; Metazoa; Chordata; Actinopteri; Cypriniformes; Cyprinidae. Gene Ontology annotation, biological process: cardiac myofibril assembly; actin filament network formation; sarcomere organization. Gene Ontology annotation, cellular component: cytoplasm; cytoskeleton. Gene Ontology annotation, molecular function: actin filament binding. The record is from RefSeq and is a predicted model, not a curated record.